This is a messenger RNA of Australozyma saopauloensis, 1155 nucleotides long. RefSeq lists its product as uncharacterized. Lineage: Eukaryota; Fungi; Ascomycota; Pichiomycetes; Serinales; Metschnikowiaceae. The transcript has a single exon. The record is from RefSeq and is a predicted model, not a curated record. Bases 1 to 1155 code for a protein of 384 amino acids.
AUGUCAAGGCCAAAAAGACCCAAUUUUGAGCACAGCAAGACUCUCCCGGCCUCUGUAUAUACGCAACUGUCCCAACUAUUCGGCCCCACGUCAAAUAUUUUGCAUGGUGGCAGUAUACGACAACAAAGCUAUGAUCUCAGCUCACAACAUCCCUCGAAACGGCAAUUGGUGCGUCACCAGAGGUCCAAGCUAGAUCUCAUUGAUGAUACCAAACUCACAUCGCUUCCAUUACCUCCGCCUCCAGCGGCUCCCAGGAAUCGGAGAAAGAUUUUGGGUCAGGUGUCUCCAACGAACGUGUACAAUCCUGCUCUGGACCCUUUGAAUCUACUGGGGCAUUUUUGCGAGUCCAAACUUGAUACUGGAGACCUUAUAGCGGAUAUUUCGCAGUGUAGUGAGAACCUAGACGAUGAGUGUCCGGAUCCGAUUAUUCUUGUAGAAGACUACCUAAGUAGUGAACCUGUUGAGCAGGAUCGGCCCAUGGCACUUUUCCGGAAGGAAUCAUUGGCUAAUUUCAAGCGCAAGAUUGCCAAAAAGCGCAGUGAAAUAAGUGCGUUUUCGAAUAAUGCGCCCAAGAGCGCCUUGGAGACAUCAAAAUCGGCUGAUUGUCAUUCAAAUCACCAACGAGAGGAUCUAGAAGCCAUCUUUGGAGAGAUUCCAGGCUCCGAGAAGCUCAAGUACUGUACUUUGUGUGAUAAGCCAUUGUAUGAGAUUAGCUCUAUCCUCACCAAUGCGUCUACUAUUAGACAUGGGCACGAGCACGAAACAAAUAGUAGAAUGGACUUGUACAAAGAAUUAGUUUGCUCGGAUUGCAUAAAGAAUUACGAGCGAAUUCUAAACGAGGUGAAUGACAAUUUCCACAAUCUCGAAAGCAUCGGCGAUAACACCUUGAUGUCAAAAGAAUCGCCAAUUGCCAAGAGAGAUGUUUUGAGCAUAUUGCACAAACUCCAGGAUAUGAAUAAAACUGAGCUGGCAGAGAUUCCAAAACACAAGAAGCGCAAGAGCGCUCACUUCUCCAAAGACCUCCUUGAGCGUCUCCAUAACUUGAGCAAUCUGUCCGACCAAGGUAAGAAGCGUGAGGACUGGUUUCCUAAAAUAAGAAGCAAGGUUAAUUGGGGAAAUUUGCAGCGGCUCUUGUUUCAUGAUGAGGAUGUAUAA